CCCGGCAAUGGGAGGAGACGCGAGGCGCGAGCGUCUUUAGAUCACCGCGAGGGGAGAGGCUACAGCAGUAGGCGGGGCCUAGACUGGCUGCCCCGGAGGCAGAAAAGUGGACUGAAGACUGUUGGGCAUUGGGUCUGAGUGCUUCACCCACUACUCUGUUUUGCUGACAACUCUGGCAAUCCUCCUAAAAACAGAAAUGCCCUUCAGUUUCAUCUGUAUUCCUUGUUGUGAUUGGCCUGGAGUGGGAUUCCCCGCCCACUUCUUUUUUUCUUUUUACUUCUGCUUUUAUUUUAUUUUAUCUCACUGAACUUGCAACCUCAUCCCUUGAACACUUGAGAGCAGGAGCUGUUCAUGCUUGAUGCACUGUGAACUCCUGUGAUAAUUGUAGUUUUAUUUGUGUAACCUCCCACCUAAAGAAGAAAGACAAUGAUGGCUUGUGCUGAGUUUUCUUUUCAUGUGCCAAGUCUACAGGAGCUUGCUGAAGUUAUACAGAAGGGGCUAAAAGAUAACUUUGCUGAAGUCCAGGUCUCUGUAGUUGACUGUCCUGAUAUGACCAAGGAACCAUUUAUGUUUCCUGUAAAAGGCAUCUGUGGGAAAACUAGAAUUGCAGAAGUAGGAGGUGUGCCUUACUUAAUGCCUCUUGUAAACAAAAAAAAAGUUUAUGACCUGAAUAAGAUUGCAAAAGAAAUCAAGCUGCCUGGAGCUUUUAUUCUUGGAGCAGGGGCAGGCCCAUUUCAGACUUUAGGGUUCAAUUCUGAGUUUGUGCCAGUUAUUCAAACAGAAAGUGAACACAAUCCUCCUGUGAACAACAGUUACUUUGCCUAUAUUAACCCUGCAGACGGAGGAUGCCUACUAGAGAAAUACAGCAAAAAACAUCACGAUUUUGGUUGUGCACUACUGGCUAAUCUUUUUGCCAGUAAGGGCCAAUGUGGGAAGGUCAUUGAGGUUAAAGCCAAAAGAAGAACUGGACAACUUAACUUUGUGACUUGUAUGAGACAGGCUCUGGGAACUCACUAUGGAAAUAAGCCUGUAGGGAUGGGAGGUACUUUCAUAGUUCAGAAGGGAAAAGUAAAGGCUCACAUUAUGCCCACAGAAUUUUCUUCUUGUCCAUUGAACUCUGAUGAAGAGGUAAAUAAAUGGUUGCAUUUUUAUGAGAUGAAGGCUCCUUUGGUUUGUCUACCAGUUUUUGUUUCCAGAGAUCCAGGGCUUGAUUUACGACUGGAACACACUCACUUUUUUAGUCAUCAUGGAGAAGGUGGACACUACCAUUGUGACACUACUCCAGAUACAGUGGAGUAUUUUGGAUACUUUUCUCCUGCAGAGUUUCUCUAUCGCAUUGAUCAACCAAAAGAGACCCAUAGCUUUGGGAGAGAUUAAAUCAUUUGAUGCUUAUUUAGAAAAAGAAAUGAUUAAGGUUAUAUAACUAACUCAUUAAUUGAUACUAAUAUAAAAUCUAAACUGGGUGUGGAGGCACACGCUUGUAAUCUUAGCAUUACGGGGCUGAGGCAGGAAGAUGACUGUGAGUUCAG
Fukomys damarensis (Damara mole-rat) is the source of this 1529-nucleotide messenger RNA. RefSeq names its product chromosome unknown C11orf54 homolog (gene Bkgd). The record is from RefSeq and is a predicted model, not a curated record. Bases 427 to 1377 code for a protein of 316 amino acids. Gene Ontology annotation, molecular function: hydrolase activity, acting on ester bonds; zinc ion binding. The transcript has 10 exons. NCBI's taxonomy places the organism in Eukaryota, Metazoa, Chordata, Mammalia, Rodentia, Bathyergidae. Gene Ontology annotation, cellular component: nucleus.